AUGUCGAAAUCAAAGGCGUUCGACGACCUCGUCGGGAGCUCCCUGGACAAGCUCACGCUCGGGCAGACCGGGCGCGGCGGCAAGCCGAUGGCGGCGAUGACGCGCGCGGCGGGGCACAGGGGCUCGGCACCGGGCCUCAAGGAGCCCGGCGCCGGCGCGCGGAACACCGGACGCGAGAGCGCGACGGGGCAGUCGAAGCUCGGCGGGGACCCCUUCGGCGGGCUCGGGGACGCGCGCGCGAUGGGCCGCACGGGCGCGCGGGACGCGACGCAAGCCGAGGCGCGGCCCAGGGAGCGCAAUGGGUCCGUCUCCGAGCUCAAGUCGCAAGCGCACCGGAACAACAAGUCGACGGCCUUCAGCGCGGCGUCGAGCGUCGGGGACGGGCUGCACAUGGAGGGCGGCCUCGCCUCGGCCCCUGCGUCCCCGAUGCCUGCGGUGCAUCUGGGAGGCGCUGCCACGGGCCGCUCCGAGAACGGGAAGUCGCGGUUCCAUCAGAGCCACGACGACGACGACAUCUUCGGGCUCGGCGCCGCGGUCGGCGGCCCCGCCCAGCCCCACGCGGGCAGCAACGCGGCCAACGACGACCCCUUUGCGGGCCUCUCGGUGCCCGCCGCGCAGCAGGCCCCCGCGCAGGCGCCCGCGAACGACGAAUCCUGGGACGACCUCUUCGGCAAGCCGGCCCCCGCCGGCCAGCCCGCGCGGGAGCCGCGUCCCGACGCGCGCGCGGGCCCCACCCCGCCAGAUACGGGGAGCUACAGCCCCGCGCCGGGCGGGCGCGAGAUGCCGCGGAGCCCCUCCGAGCUCAGCGGGAGGGGCAUGGACCCGGACGUCGUGCCGGUGGAGGUCGGGCGCGGCGACCCCGGCCGCGGGCCCCAGGCGCGCAGCGGCGGCGACCGCCCCUCCAGCGGCCGCGCCGCGCGCCCCGGGAGCAGCGGAGCGGCGCGCCGCGCCCCCGAAAGCAGCCCGCAGCCCCAGGCGUCCUCCUCGUCGCGCGGGCUGAUGUCGAAUCUGGCCAGCUGGGGCAGGAAGGCCGCCGCGGAGGCACGCGCUGCAUACAGCGUGGCGCGGGAGCGCGCCCAGGAACUCACGCAGGAGGUGAAGCGGCGGGUGGAGCACAAGGUGGAGGAGCGCAACCAGCGGCGCGCGCGCACGCAGCGCGUGGUGAUGGACGUGGACCCGCGCCUGAUUGCCAUGGCGGCGUCGCUGCUCGACAUGGGCGACGCGGACCGCGCGGCGGCGCUGCAGGCGAUGCCCGAGGGCGACGCGGCGGUCGUGCAGCACAUCAUGGACCAGAUCGUGGUGUCCGGCGGGCAGGUGCCGAUCAGCGCGCAGGACCUGGAUGCGCACGGCGGGGACGGCGGCGACCCGCGGCCGCCGUCGUACGAGCAGGCCGUGCGGGACAGCCACGAGCAGCACCGGAGCCGCGCGUCGCACGAGAGCCGCCGCGACCACCACCGGCCGCAGCACGUGCGCGACAGCGGGCCGCAGCAGCAGCCCGACGGCGCCCGCCCACCCGCGCAGCACGCCCCCCCGCACCCGCGCGACCAGGAGCGCUCCAGCGCGCCGUCGACCCCGCAGCGCCCCUCGGCGGAUCACGCCCGCCAGCAACAGCCGCAGAAGCCGCGCCCCCCCGGCCCCGCGCCCACCAGCGCCCCCGCCGACGACCUCAUAGGCUUUUCCGGGCCAGCCGCGGCGCCGCACAAGCCCAAGCCCGCGGCGCCGGCGCAGCAGCCGGCCGCGGCGAGGCCCGCGGGGCAGGCUGGGAUGCCGUCGGGUCUGGGCGAGCUGUUCGGCGUGUCGGUGCCCACCUCGUCGGUGCAGGUCGACGACGAGGAGGGCCCCGCGGACCCCAACGAGCCCGAGGACCGCAAGCGCCUCCGCCAGGAGCGGCUGGCGAAGAAGCGCGCGCAGAUGGAGGCGGCGCUGCGCGAGAAGCAGGAGCGCGACAUGCGCGAGGCGGUGCUGCAGGCGGAGAAGCACGACCGCAAGGAGGUGCACCUGCAGAAGGUCACUGCGUGGUCCAAGAAGGGCAAGGGGAACGUGCGCGCGCUCCUCGCGAGCCUGCAGGACGUGGUGUGGGAGGGCGCCAACUGGAAGCCGCUGUCGAUCACGGAGCUCGUGGACGAUGCCAAGUUGAAGAAGGGGUACCAGAAGGCGCUGCUGAUCGUGCACCCGGACAAGGUCAAGAUGCGCGGCGGGAACGUCGACCAGAUUGUCCUGGCAGACAUGAUCUUCGACGUGCUCAAAACCGCGUGGGGGAAACACAGCGCGAAGUGA
Messenger RNA from Pedinophyceae sp. YPF-701, 2277 nucleotides. The record is from the annotation of a GenBank genome assembly. Lineage: Eukaryota; Viridiplantae; Chlorophyta; Pedinophyceae.